GGGGCCCUGUCUUCACUGCGAGCCUCCCUCCUCACCUUGCGUGCUCCCUUUCAGCAUAUUCCAUGCAUUUCCACAGCAUCAGUGCUUCUCAGAUACAUGCUUGUAACACUAACCUCCUCCCAAGAUCUAGACCUCUGUUUCCAAUAGCUUGCUGGCUCCUGCACAUGGAUGGUCUGCAGGCAUUUUAAACUCAGUAUCCUGAGCUAAGCUAGUUAUUCCCCCUUCCCUCUCCUAGCAAAGGGAAGGCAUCCUAUUCCUCUUCCCUGUCUUAGUAAAUAGCUCCUCCUCCACGUCACUUAAGCUAGAAAUCUCAGAAUCUUCCUUGAUUCCUCUGUUAUCCCCCUUACUGAGCUACUCAAUAAACCCUAUCAGUUCUCUCUUGUGAUGUCUAAUAUCUCUCAGGUUUCCAUUUCCACUGUAUAGCCCUGGUUGAAAGCCUUGAUUAAUUUCGUGACAGUGAGUACUAUAUUAUAAUGUGUAUCCCUCUCUCCAUUCUGUAAAUCAGAACACAACAUUGCCCAAGUCCAAGGCUAAUGCAACCCCUCCUCUCUCAUCUCAUCUUAGCCACUGGGUUGCCAGAGCAUCUUUGGACAAGGCACAUAAGAUUCUGUCACAUCCAUGUGCAAAAAGUAGUUCAUAGCUCCAUUUCUUAUAUCUAGACACUACCUAUUUUUCUAAUUGUAUGUCCUCUCUUUGUCUGGAUACCCUAUACUGUAUCCAGAUUACGCUUAGGCAGUCUCUAAAUAUGCAUGCCCUUUCCACAUCUGGUUUUAUACUCUUGCCAUUUCCCCUCCUGAGAAAGUUCUCUAUCUGUUCCUGAUCCCCACCCUCAUAUCCAUCUUUCCUUGCUUAAAAUUAAUCCUUCCCUCCCUGACUCUCUAACCUUGAUCACCACCCACCUUGCCUCAUGGUCAUCUGUGUAGGGGAAUGUGCCCCCUCUUCUAGACUGGAACCUCCCAAGGAUGAAUUUGGACAUUCUAUAAAUGAUUAUUCAGUUUCUCCAGAUAGACAAUAUAUUCUCUUCGAAUACAACUAUGUGAAGCAAUGGAGGCAUUCCUACACAGCUUCCUAUGACAUUUAUGACUUAAAUAAAAGGCAGUUAAUUACAGAAGAGAGAAUCCCAAACAACACACAGUGGAUCACAUGGUCACCAGUGGGUCAUAAAUUGGCAUACGUUUGGAACAAUGAUAUUUAUGUGAAAAAUGAACCAAAUUCUCCAAGUCAGAGGAUCACACAAACUGGGAAAAAAGAUGUAAUCUAUAAUGGAAUAACUGACUGGGUUUAUGAAGAGGAAGUCUUCAGUACUUAUUCGGCUCUGUGGUGGUCUCCAAACGGCACUUUUUUAGCAUAUGCCCAAUUUAACGACACAGAAGUCCCACUGAUUGAAUACUCCUUCUACUCCGAUGAGUCACUGCAAUACCCAAAGACCGUGAAGAUUCCAUAUCCAAAGGCAGGAGCUGUGAAUCCAACUGUAAAGUUCUUUGUUGUAGAUAUCAGCAGUCUCAGCCCGAACAUUAGUGCAACUUCCAAACAAAUUGUUCCUCCUGGUUCUGUGUUAAUAGGGGAUCACUAUUUGUGUGGCGUGACAUGGGUAACAGAAGAAAGGAUUUCUUUGCAGUGGCUCCGCAGGAUUCAGAACUAUUCGAUCAUGGAUAUCUGUGACUAUGACAGGUCCACGGGAAGAUGGAUUUCCUCAGUGGAACGGCAACACAUUGAAACAAGUACCACUGGCUGGGUUGGAAGAUUUAGGCCUGCAGAGCCUCAUUUUACCUCUGACGGGAAUAGCUUCUACAAGAUCAUUAGCAACGAAGAGGGUUACAAACACAUUUGUCACUUCCAAACAGAUAAGAGAAAUUGCACAUUUAUUACAAAAGGAGCCUGGGAGGUCAUUGGGAUAGAAGCUCUUACCAGUGAUUAUCUAUACUACAUUAGUAAUGAAUAUAAAGGAAUGCCAGGUGGAAGAAAUCUUUAUAAAAUCCAACUUCAUGACUACACAAAAGUGAUGUGCCUCAGUUGUGAGCUGAAUCCAGACAGGUGUCAGUAUUACUCUGUAUCGUUCAGUCAAGAUGCAAAGUACUAUCAGCUGAGAUGUUCUGGUCCUGGUCUGCCCCUCUAUACUCUGCAUAACAGCAACAAUGAUAAAGAACUGAGAGUCCUGGAAAACAAUUCAGAUUUGGAUCAAGUGCUGCAGGAUGUCCAGAUGCCCUCAAAGAAACUGGACUUCAUUCAUUUGCAUGGAACAAAAUUUUGGUAUCAGAUGAUCUUGCCCCCUCAUUUUGAUAAAUCCAAGAAAUAUCCUCUGCUAAUAGAAGUAUAUGCAGGCCCCUGUAGUCAAAAAGCAGAUGCUAUCUUCAGACUCAACUGGGCUACUUACCUUGCAAGCACAGAAAACAUUGUAGUAGCUAGCUUUGAUGGCAGAGGAAGUGGUUACCAAGGAGAUAAGAUCAUGCAUGCAAUCAACAGAAGAUUGGGAACUUUUGAAGUUGAUGAUCAAAUUGAAGCAACCAGACAGUUUUCAAAAAUGGGAUUUGUGGACGACAAACGGAUUGCAAUUUGGGGCUGGUCAUACGGAGGGUACGUAACCUCAAUGGUGCUGGGAGCAGGAAGUGGUGUGUUCAAGUGUGGAAUAGCCGUGGCGCCUGUUUCCAAGUGGGAAUACUAUGACUCCGUGUACACAGAACGUUACAUGGGUCUUCCAACUCCAGAGGACAACCUUGACUCUUACAGGAAUUCAACAGUCAUGAGCAGAGCUGAAAAUUUUAAACAAGUUGAGUACCUCCUUAUUCAUGGAACAGCAGAUGAUAACGUUCACUUUCAGCAGUCAGCUCAGAUCACCAGAGCCCUGGUGGAUGCUGGCGUGGAUUUCCAGUCAAUGUGGUAUACAGAUGAAGACCAUGGGAUCGCCAGCAGCACAGCACACCAACACAUAUACACCCACAUGAGCCACUUCCUAAAACAAUGCUUCUCUCUACUUUAGCACCUCGGAACGGCAUGCCAUUUAAAGCUUGUGAAAAGCUACUUUUGCUCUCAUUAUCUCAAAACUGCACUGUCAGGAUGAUGCCUUAAAAAAAUACACUCAAAUCAAGAAAUAUAAGUUUACCUUGUUCCCAUAUAACCUGAAAUAGGGACUUCUGUCUUUGCAAGAGACUUACCUUAUGGAAAUUUCAGUCUGUUUUUUUUUUAUUAUUAUUUAAAAUAAUUUCCACAUCAGCUGGUGAAACAGCAACUAAGAAUUGUUUUUAUGGAGCUUUGCAGAGGAUCCCUGAGCAGCAUUAUUUUCUAACUGGACUAGUCCAUAUCUUGUUCUCUUCUUUGAAGGAAUGGCAGGAUGUGGGCAGUGAUGUCACUGAGGCAGGGGCAAGAAAAGAGGGGUUAGGGAGAGAAGCUGGCGGGGUAAGGCUGUGAACCCCAGUCCAAGCCUGCUGACCCAACCAGGCUACUGUCAGCUCCUCAGAGAAGAGCUGUUCUCAGCCAGACUGGCACAGUUUUCUGAGAAAGACCAUUCAAACAGUCUCAGGAAAUCAUAUAUGCAAAGCACUGACUUCUGAGUAAAACCACAGCAGUUGAAUAGACUCCAAAGAAAUGAGAGGGAAACUGCCAACAAUGCAAGGCCCCCAGGUGCCAGUUAUGGCUAUAGGUGCUACGAAAACACAGCGAGGGUGAUGGGAAAGCAUUGUAAAUGUGCUUUAAAAAUACUGAUGUUUCCCAGUGAGAGAAGCAGCUUGGAAGGGAGAUGUGAACACAUCAGCUUGCCCUGUUAAGAUAUGAAAAUAUUUGUAUUGCAAAUCCUAACUUGAAGGAGUCUUUGCAUCAGUUUUUCUUACUGCAUUUCUUUGAGCAUCUAAUUAAAAGAAUAUUUUAACUUUCUUGGACUUGUUUUUAAAAAUUGAAAAUAAGCUACAAAUGUAUAUAAUAUGAUUCCCAUUCUAUAUACUGUGGAAUUUCUCCUGGUCAGUAAUAAAUAUGCCUUCAUUUUUUUCA
Molecule: messenger RNA, 3981 nt
Organism: Odocoileus virginianus texanus
Lineage: Eukaryota; Metazoa; Chordata; Mammalia; Artiodactyla; Cervidae
Source: RefSeq, a predicted model, not a curated record